This is a messenger RNA of Phytophthora sojae, 2022 nucleotides long. RefSeq lists its product as hypothetical. The coding region runs from base 1 to 2022 and encodes 673 amino acids. The record is from RefSeq and is a predicted model, not a curated record. The transcript is spliced from 9 exons. NCBI's taxonomy places the organism in Eukaryota, Oomycota, Peronosporomycetes, Peronosporales, Peronosporaceae.
AUGACCAAGAUCGACAGUGUGGACCAAGAUCGGCAAAGCUUCCCGCUGUCCACCAGACAGUCCAAGACUCAACCCCAAGCGCGUCUUCUCGAGAUCGCCCGAAGAGCGAUCCAGCCCACCGACGGGUACACAAGGACCCCCGCGAUCUGCAAAUUUCGCGGAUCCACUUCGCCACAAUGGUGCGCGUGCCCGGAUUCGAACCAGGGAUUUCACCGUGAGUCCCUCCAAGAGUAUGCGCAAGCCGAGUUUGGACAAGGGAAUGAAGCGUCUACAGAGAUCGGAUCGGCGUCGACGCCGCUGAAACAUGAUCGAUCCGCGGAUCGGCAGAGCCUAGGGAGGAGCUCUACCGACGGGACAGAGGAAGGCCCGGCAACGGGCCUAGAAGAAAAGCCUCAACCUCCUCCCCAGGUCCCCUCGGGGACCCCCGCAGGGCACGAUGCGAAUCGUGGCCUGCCGGACGAAAGUCCGCCGGCGCAAGCCGGAACCCAACCACCCAGCGCUAGAUCGACCAAGAAGAAGCCAGCAAGAUCGAAGUCGUCGCGGAAGAAGAUGAAGGCUCCAGACUCCGAUGCUGACGGUCGAGCCGAUCUCACACUGACCGUGGCUGAGGAUCAACUCGCUGUAACGUACUACAAGAAGGAGCUGCACGCUUUCCUGCUUCAGGACGAUGUGAUGAAGCUCCUCCGGCCAAAGCUCCUCGGCGAUCUUGCGGGACCGGUGUCACAGCCGACCCCUGGAUCGGACAAGUUGGAUGCCGUUCAGACGCUGCUACGACUCUUCAAGGAAGUUGGUAUCAUCGCAGGAGUGCUGGAUGCGGAAAGCCUAUCGACACCUGCGCCCAACCCGGGUGGCCAAACUCCGACGUCAUCUCCGUACGUGCCUGCAACGGAAGACGUGGAAUCUGACAGUGUCGAUGACCCGCCACCGCGCAUGACGCUAGGCCCUUCCGGUGUCGCUAUGUUAAGAAGUCGAGCUGAACGUGCUGAGCGUGAGGUGGUUGUGCCAACGCGAGAGCCGAAGGGCGUAGCAACUUCAGUGCGACACUCCCCGGAAAGACUCGAGUCGUUCUUCCAAGCAGCCAUGGAACGUUUUUUGAAGGAGCAGCAGCUACUUGGUGUCGCGCUGAAGUCGCGACGACCGAAGAUCAAGAUGUGGAGAUGGAGGGAGUUUGAUCCUGACGACCUCGAUCUCAGUUGGCCUAUCCGCGCGGCGGUAGCAACAACGGCUACUGCUUCGCCUGGAGGAACUGGGACCGCACCACGCAUUCGUGUGUGUGCAAUGUCGGAACUGAAGGAGUUUUCCGGAAAGGACGGCGACGAAGAUCGAGCUCGAUCUUGGGUCAGCAAGCUGAGCCGAACAACUCGCACCACGUGGAAAGACCUGCUCCAGAGUUUCCAGGUCCAGUAUUGUGGGCGUGGUGUCUCGGUUGCCCGCCAGUACUACCAUGCUCGGAAACGAUCUGACGAGUCGCCUCUGGAGUACCUCCACAGGCUCAGCGUCGCAGGCCUGCGGACACGUCUACAAGUCAAGGACGGACCGCCAGACGUGCGCCGGGAACAUGUGGAACACUUUAUCGAGACUUUGGAUGACCGCGAUCUAGCGGACCAGCUUGCCCUGCUUCGGAUUCCCGACGCGGACACUCUGGAAGAAAGCAAGACGGUGUACGGCUCGAUUAAGCCCCGCGCGAAGCCGCAAGCCGCCGCCGGUGCUCGCGCGGAUCCAGCGACUCGGAUGAAGAGGGAGAUCUGCGCCGAGUGUACGCGACUUCAGCCAGUAACGAUCAUGGAACGACUGAACAUCGCUCGGCCGGCCGAGAUCGGCGUCCACCGGAUCAAGAUCGAGACCGUCAAGAUCCAUGGUCACCCGUCAGAUCGCUGUCUCUUUGUCUGCAAGGCCUACGGCGAAAUCCACGACGAAGGAAGCUGUCCGAUGGAGGAAUUUUACAAUUUGAUCCGCCAGUGGUACAAUCCCACCAAGCACGGGGGCAUGCUGCCCGAGUCCGCGGAGAAGAUGUUAAACUAG